Molecule: messenger RNA, 4964 nt
Organism: Pristis pectinata (smalltooth sawfish)
Lineage: Eukaryota; Metazoa; Chordata; Chondrichthyes; Rhinopristiformes; Pristidae
Product: E3 ubiquitin-protein ligase Mdm2-like
Biological process (GO): negative regulation of apoptotic process; regulation of cell cycle
Cellular component (GO): nucleus
Molecular function (GO): identical protein binding; ubiquitin protein ligase activity
Source: RefSeq, a predicted model, not a curated record
CGGGCCUCCACCUGACUGGCAAAUUCUUCCCGUGGAGGACGAGCUUCCGCUGCAGAAAGCAACAGAGUCUUUAUAACUGGCUGAGGGAAGAGACAGACAUGAAGACUACGAAAUUAGGAACAGUAAAUGGGGAGUUCUUGAGAUAAUUUGCAUUACAGUAGAGGAGGUGCUGGAUGUCUUAAAAGAUACUGCCUGACUGGCUGUGUGUUUCCAUCAUUUUCUGAUUUUAUUUCAGCCGUGGCAGUUUGUAAAAAAAAAUUCAUUCAAUGGAUAGGAUGUCAACUCACUGGAAGAGUCCAGAACAAGAGGCCCUUAUUUAAGGCGUCACGCAGUUAAGACCAAUAAGAUGCAUGAAGGACAAGCGUUUGCUUAGAAGCAUUUUUGAAGAAAUGGCAACAAACGGCUCUACAUUUUGCCUUGGCACUUCGCAAGAAGAUCAAAUGCUGCCUUCAGAGCACGAAAGUCAGGUGAAACCCAAGCCACUUUUACUUAAGCUGUUGCGGUUUGCAGGUGCGCAGAAUGAAACAUUUACAGUAAAGGAGGUAAUGUACUACUUAGGACAAUAUAUAAUGGCUAAGCAAUUGUAUGAUGAAAAACAGCAGCAUAUCGUCCAUUGUUCAGAUGAGCUGCUGAGUCACUUGUUUGGAGUGCAGAGCUUUUCAGUGAAAGAACCACGGACAUUGUAUGCAAUGCUAUCAAAAAAUUUGACAUCUGUGAACCACAAAGAUUCUAUAAAUGAUCUCAAUCUUGGAAAGGAGAUUACCAACCAUCUUGGGGGUGAAGAUUGUCUUGUGACUGGAAGGCAAAAUGACGGGAAUGCAUGCACAUCUUGCAAUGUUUCUUGUUCUCCUGUUCCAGGCAGAAGAUCCAAUUCUGGUGACUCUGAUAAUGAAAUUUCGUCUGAUGAGCAGUUUUACAAUAGAUGUCGAAAACGACAUCGAUCAGAUAGCAUUUCCCUCCAUUGGGAUGAUCUGUCUUUGUGUCUGAUAAGCAAACUUCGUCGUGAACAUGGAAACAGCGAAUCAUCAGAUUCUCCAAGUCAUCUGGACUUUAAUUUUGCUACAGAAGGGGAAGACUCCAGUGAUAAGUUCAGCGUUGAGUUUGAGGUUGAGUCAAUACAUUCUGAAGAAUAUAGCAAUUUCAGUGAAGAUUCACAAGACCCAAGUGAUGAAGAGGUUUAUGAAGUUGCCAUUUAUGAAGCUGCUGACAGUGAUGAAGGCACCUUUAUUGAAGAAAUUGAUCCAGAAUUGUCUGUAGCUGAUUAUUGGAAAUGUUCCCAAUGUGAAGAGCUGAAUCCUCCGCUACCACGAUUCUGUCACCGAUGCUGGUCACUUCGCCAAGAUUGGCUUCCAGAUGAACCUAAACUUAAACGGUGCGACACAAUGGAGAAUGAAGGUAUAGAUGUUCCUGAUUGCAAGAAAUCAUUGCUCGAGUCAAAGGAAUCAAACUGUUCAGAUUUGAUCAGUGAAACUUCUCACUGCUCAGAAUCACAAGAAACUGAAUGCUCACAACCAUCUACAUCUGGAAGCUUCACCUGUUGCAGCCAGGAAACUGAAAAGGAAAAUGCUGACAAGGGAGACAAAGGAGAGCUCAAUAAUGUGGGACCUCUUGAAGCUUGUGUUAUAUGUCAGACACGACCAAAGAAUGGUUGUAUUGUUCAUGGUAGGACUGGCCAUCUUCUUGCAUGUUACGCAUGUGCAAAGAAACUGAAGAAGAGAAACAAACCAUGUCCACUGUGCAGAGAGCCAAUCCAAAUGGUUGUAUUGACCUAUUUUAGUUAAAUCUAUUUAUAAUUGGUGUGGUUUAACUUUGCAUAAGUCACACUGCUUUGCAGAAAAUUUGAGUGAACUACUACUAAAGUUGUGUACCAUAUAUUGUCAUGAUUUCCCACUAUUACCAUUGGUCUGAUGGGAAAACUUAGUCCAUUGGUGCUGCCAGAUAUAACCAAGCCAUAAUGAGGUCCAUGCUUAAGAAUGCAUUUGAUUUUUAAAGUAAAUUUACAAUGAAUUGGUCUUGGUUAAUUAUCAUUUCCAGGAAAGGUGAUCCUGUUGAGGAUAAUAAGAAAGAACAUUUUUGCUCUCUAUUUAAUUGGAUUAAACACAUUAAGAGUUCCAGUUUUAGUUUAUUUUUCUCAUUAUCUACAAAUUUAUUGUGUUUCGCUCAGUUAAAAUAAAUUCUUUAUAGAAAUGUUACAAUCAUCACUUUUAUUAACUAGCUCAAUCCAAAAUAAUAGCACAAGAACACACCCAAGUCCCCUGGUAAGAUGUUCCAUUCAGCUUAUACGCAUGUAUGGGAAAAAUUUUUUUGAACUUCUAUUUGUGUAGCCUCUUUCACACACCAAAACACUUCAUUUAUCAGUAAGGUAUUUUUGGGACUUAACUACCGUUAAAAGGGAAAUAUUUAUUGAGUGUUGAUGUAGCAAUUUUUGGUUAAAAAAGAAAGAGAUUUCCAACAGCAUUUAGUCUGUUUAUAAUUCACUGGAAAAAGGCAUCUCUGAAAAGUCUCAUUCCUUUUUUGUUUAUUCCACUGAAUGGCACUACAACCUAAAAAUCGCCUCAAACUAAUAACAUUUCAAGUGAUGUUGGUAGAAUUGUAUAAUGAUUCUAACUGUGCAAAGACUGUAGGAAUUGGAUGACACCCAUAGGUUGUGAUUAAUUAGCUUGGAUCACUAUUACUAUGAAUAGAUUAUUUUACAACCUUAUUGCUAAAUGUGACAUUACCUCUGAAAAUUAUCAAGUGUAGAAAAAUAGUUGUCUUAUUAGUUGAAUACUACAUACGGCUGUGUACAUUUUUAGAAAUAUAGGAAACUUGCAUGUAAUUUACAGAAAUAGCACUACCUUUCACAAAGUGAUAAAUUUAUAAUUUCAAUGUCACAAAACGAUUCAGUUGAAUUACAAUACAAUUACAAAUAAGUUCUCCAAACAAUAAUAUGGUCAUGGGUUUACUUAUGCCUAUUCCUCAGACAUUUGGUCCAUUGAAGAUUAUUUAUUUAUAAGGGCUGUUUAAAAAUUGAAAUAUUUACUAAAUGACUGAUUAAUCAGAUAUUUUCACUUCUUAAAUUGCUGGAACUACACAGCAAGUAGGGGACAAUCUCUGAAGGAAGUAAUAGUUAACAUUUUGCAUUGACAAUCUUUCAUAGGUGAAUUCACGUCUUUGAAAAACCUAAUGUGCUACAGUGUUGGACUAAAGUUCUUUGAAACAAAUGGCUGUCCUAUUUGCAAUAACCUUGCAAGACCAUCAGCCUGAAAUAUUAACAGAAAUGAUUUGCAUUACAGAACUCCUAUGUUACAGAGAUUUGUUUUACCAUUCACAUUUAGCAAUAUGGUAGUUAUGGCAAGUUGGAGGAACCUGAAUUGGAAAUGCACUGCUGUUAACUAAUCUUGAUCUGAAAAAAGGAGAGGGGAAAUUAUAAGAACAAGAAAAGCCCAGGAAGGAAAAAAACACUUCAAAACACGGAAAGGAAGAAGAAUGAGUUUUAAAUUCAUAUAAAGAUUGACUUUCUCCAAGAUAUCUUUAAGUAAUACUGGCAUUCUGCUAAACUACAAAUUUUACAGAUCUUAAUUGUAAGCAAUUAGGCUUUUGAGUUUUGGCUCCACUUCUGGUUUUUUUGGGCUAUUUUUUGUAAAUUGGCAAGUUGUGUCCAUAUCAAAAAUCUAAAAAGCUGGGUAGUGGCUAAAAGAGUGAUUUGGAAACUCUGUGUAAUUGACUCUAGUGUACACACUGUUCAGAAGAGCCACCACCUUGGAAGGAAGGUGAAAUUAUGAGCAACCUGGUUAUUCCACUUCUGUCUGUGGGUAGAGAUGGAGCAAUUGAUGCUGUAUCUUAUGCAGCACAUCCAUAUUUUUUUUAAAAAGGCUUGUAUUUCAAGAGCUGUAGAAUCUGCCUCAAAUCCUGUAUCACACAGACAAUAUGGAUUGAAAAAUCAAAGAAUACCUAAUAUUACAUGCGUGUCCUUGUAAAUUGAGGCUACGUUGUAAUUAUCAGAUAAUCAAAUAAUUGUGGAGGCCAGCAAACAAAACAAAGCAUAAACAUAACAAUGCUUCUAGUACAGUGCAUUUACUGUUGCAGGUGCAGAAAGUCAACAUGUUUAGAUAAUUUGCAUCUCUUUGGAAGGAAUGCCAACCAAUUUACUUCCUGGUAUAUAGUCUCUGAAUUAGAGGCUUCUGUUGUUGACUGUUGCAAAGCCCAUGUAGUAUUAAAAGGGAAUAUUGCAUGUGUUGGCAUUUUAGACUUGAGGUGGAAGAAAAUUGCAAUAAGGGGAGUGAGAGCUCUUUUGCUAUUUUCUCCCAUCCUCAGCUGAAGACACAAUAAUUAAUUCCAAGUUUGAAAAUUUUCCAGUUUUCAGCUAGAAGCAUCUAUAGUAAUGACUAAUCCAGCUAUAAUGUAACCAACUUCAACUAUCUCUUUUGGCCUAUUAUACAAGGAAGAGCUUAGAUCCAUGUUUACUAUAACCGUUUGUUAAAAUAAAGUAGAUUGGAUGCAUAAAAGUAAGAGAGUGUUAAUGAACCAUUGCAAUCCAAAACAGCUUGGUAAAAGUAGCUUCUGUAUUUUUCUUAAGACUACUUUGACAAAAAGUUUAAUAAUUUUCUUUGUUGAGCAGUUACCUCUCCAAUUUUUCUUCUCCUAGUGGAACUGCUUUACAGCUAUGGUCAAGGUGAAAUUUCCACAAGUGAAUUUAAAACAAAAAUGGUGAUCUUUUCUAGAAAAGGUUUGGUUAUUGAAUGUCUAGAAUGCAAUUUAAUAUUUUAAAAUAUAACUUCUUCCAAAAUAAACAUAGGUUAAAUAUGUUGGAGUGUCAAAAUGUAUUAAUAAGAUAAUUUAUAUUCUAGAAAUGUGCUCAUUGUUGUAUAAUUUGUGUGGGUUUAGAAAAUACAAAGUUUCUACACUGUUUAAAAUAUUAAUAUAAAACAUACCAAUUGAAUAUAGGUUGUCUUGCCUUUGUAAAAAUAAAGAUGCUAUUUAAU